Messenger RNA from Acanthosepion pharaonis, 1155 nucleotides. NCBI's taxonomy places the organism in Eukaryota, Metazoa, Mollusca, Cephalopoda, Sepiida, Sepiidae. The record is from the annotation of a GenBank genome assembly.
AUGUUGGCUGCCAUUGAAACUCAGUGUCUUGUGUUAAUUGUAGCCAAAACUGUAUUUGAGUUGAAAAAUUUACUUUCUUUCUUCUCUUUGUCUUUCUUUCUCUUCUUACCUCACUUUUUCUUUUUUUCUUCUCUUAACUCGCAUUGUCUUUCUUUCUCUUCUUAUCUCACUUUUUCUUUUUUUCUCCUCAUAACUCGCAUUGUCUUUCUUUUCCUCUUACCUCGCCUUGUCUUUCUUCUCCUCUUACCUCGCCUUGUCUUUCUUCUCCUCUUACCUCGCCUUGUCUUUCUUCUCCUCUUAACUUGCUUGGUCUUUCUCCUCUUACCUUGCUUUUUUUUUUCUUUCUCCUAUUACCUCGCCUUUUCUUUCUUUCUCCUAUUACCUCGCCUUUUCUUUCUUUCUCCUAUUACCUCGCCUUUUCUUUCUUUCUCCUCUUACCUCGCCUUUUCUUUCUUUCUCCUCUUACUUCGCCUUUUCUUUCUUUCUCCUCUUACUUCGCCUUUUCUUUCUUUCUCCUCUUACUUCGCCUUUUCUUUCUUUCUCCUCUUACUUCGCCUUUUCUUUCUUUCUCCUCUUACUUCGCCUUUUCUUUCUUUCUCCUCUUACUUCGCCUUUUCUUUCUUUCUCCUCUUACUUCACUUUGUCUUCUUUCUCGUCUUAGCAUUUUUUUUUCUUUCAUUCAUUAACUCAUUUGUUUUCAUUUCCUUUAUAAAUUCUUGCAUUUAUAUCAUUUUGCUUCUUGCUGUUCUCACAUUUGUCUUCUGUUGGUUUGACUUUCUGUCCAUCCUUCUUUUUCCUCUUCAUCCUUUUCUACUUCCCUUUUCUUCUUUCUCCAUCCUUUCCCCUCACUCUCUCCUUCUUUUCUGCAUAUCCUUAUUUCUCCCCUUGAGGUGUCUCUCUGUUAUACUUUCUUUAUCCACUUCUUCAUCUUAUUUUUUUCUCCCUUUCUUUUUCAUAAAUUUUUUUUCCACCCUCCUUAUUUCUUUGUCACUCUUUUCCUUCAAGAUUUUAUUAUUUCUUUCCAGUGUAUCAUUUUUUUUUCUUUUCACCAUUUUGAGAACUUUUCUCUCUUUGCACUUUUUACUUUCCUUUAAUAUUUUUUUGUCUUUUGCAAACUUUUGGCUUACCUCCCUUGGCAAAUGUUGGCAGGCUUAA